This is a messenger RNA of Heterotrigona itama, 606 nucleotides long. Lineage: Eukaryota; Metazoa; Arthropoda; Insecta; Hymenoptera; Apidae. The record is from the annotation of a GenBank genome assembly.
AUGGAUGGUACGAUCAUUGAAGCCUAUAGUGAAAUUGACUAUUAUGACUGUGUAUUAGCAGCACCAUUUUUUAUUUCUCAUUUUAAAAUAAAUGAAGAAUUAUAUACAAACCCAAAAAUAUUUAAUAGAUAUAUUGUACAUGUUUUUGCAGAAUUUCAAAAUUGUUUGAGACAUGCCAUGAAUUUGAAUGCACUUUUAAGCUAUCCUUAUCCACAAAUCAAAGUUGCAAAUUUAUUUAAUGGUACUCUAUUGUAUAAUUUGAGCAAUAAUUUUAAAACACGCCGUAACAUUGAAGAAUAUAUAAAUACUAUUCUUCAAACAUCUCCAAUUAAACCAAUGUUUUUACAUGUGCUUCAAAAUGGAAUCAAUCCUCAUAGAAAACAUAAAAAGAAAGGUAAACAUUCAAGGUCUAACAAAAAUAAUUCAGUUAAGAUUGAUUCUGAAUAUUUUAGUGCUGAUGAUAAUUUACAUGAUGCAUAUUAUGAUCCAAAUAACCGUUUUUCUAUGCUUAACUAUGUGUAAAACUUGCAUUUAUUCGAUAUUACAUGUUACAAUAUUUAUGUUACAAAUAGUUUUUAGAUUUAUAUAACAGAUAGGAUCAAGUAA